Molecule: messenger RNA, 1350 nt
Organism: Debaryomyces fabryi
Lineage: Eukaryota; Fungi; Ascomycota; Pichiomycetes; Serinales; Debaryomycetaceae
Exons: 1
Coding region: 1-1350 (449 amino acids)
Biological process (GO): protein homooligomerization
Molecular function (GO): protein binding
Source: RefSeq, a predicted model, not a curated record
AUGGUAGAUAGCCUAAUUAAUGUUGAGAUUUCUGAAGAAUUUGAUCCUCAGAUCCCAAAGAUUUUACCUCAUGAAAGGAUAUAUUCAAUUCAAGUUGGAUAUAAAUUAUUCAAGUUAAGCGGUGCUUCAUUAUCAUCAGAUGCACCUUCCUACUUUUCGAGAUUCUUCUUACAGGAAGGAAAUAAUGAUAAAGUCCUAUUUAUCGAUAGAAAUCCAUUGAUAUUCGAAAAGAUAUACCAGCAUCUACAAGGGUAUCAAAUAAGCGUUGAUAAUGAGUACGAGUUUGUUCAUUUAUUACUGGAUUGUUAUUAUUUUGGAUUGAAAAGAUUACAACGAAUUUUAAAAGAUGAAGAUAUUUUUGCUACUAUAGGUAAUAGACCUUUUAAGAUUUCAAAGAGUUUGCUAGUUAACAGUGGAAACUACCCAAAUUUCUUCAGCGUCAGCUACGAAAGUAUGCUCACGGAUAACUCAAAAAUAAUAGAACAAAGAAAUAUAAUUCGACCUCCUCCUCAAAAGCCUGCUACGGUUAAUUCCAGGUCUCCUGAGCUUUUCAAUGACCUAUUAGAAUUUUUAAGAGGUAAUUCCUUAGUUAUCAAGAACGACGAACAUAGGAAUUUGUUAAUGAAAGAAUGUAAAUAUUAUCGCUUCCUUGAAUUGGAACAGAGAAUUAUUAAACAUAAAGUAAUUAAUAACCCAUUUAAUAGUUUUACAAACCAAGAGAUUAUAAUUGGACUUAAUGACCUAAACGCUAAAGGAAUAAUACGUGAUCCGUCCAUUAAAGAUGCAAAUGGUGAUUAUCCUAUCCAAUAUCAAAGACCUUUCAUAUUAAAAGAACCGAAAAGAACACUCAUAAUGCAAUUGGACUCUGAUUUUUCUGAAUUAUCGAACAGAAACUUUUCCGAAAUUAAGCUUAUUUUGGUUAAAAAGUUCAAUAUAGUUAUGGUUCAAUUGACCAACUCCUUGUGCCAAAAAUUCCUUCUGCUAUUUAGACACACAGAAAGCUUUUUGAUAGAAGAUUUAGAAUCUGGAACACCAUCCAUUUGUAUCAUCACAGAAAUAGGUAACUGUAAGACAGUUAUGAAUGGCAUGGAAAUGAAAAAAACCUGGGUGUCUGAAAUAUUAGAUAAUAUUUCGUCAUCAUCAAAAUCUCAAGAAUUGAUUGAAGAUUCGCUAAGUACGAAAAAAAGGAAACUAUCUAAUGAAAUAAAAGGCGAUAAAAUCGAAUUUAAGUUAACUAAGUCAUUAUGGAAAUUAAUACUAACAGGAACAAAACUAAGACUACAGGGUGUCUCUAUCGAAGGGGUUACUGAUUCAAAAUCAUUUGACGAACACAACAUGGAAUUUUUAUAA